AUGACGUUAUGUAAGAAAAAAUAUAAAAAUACGAUUUCAGAAGAUGACAAGAUAUUGUUUAAAACCUGCACAGAGUCUACUGAAUAUCUGCAUAUAUAUUUUAAGGAGUUGAAGGAACAUUUAUUUAGGCAUAAAAAAUAUGAGGAGUUAUUUAACUUUUGUUACAACACGCUGAGAAAUAUAAAAAACCCUGCGCUUUCACGAACCACGGCUCUUAAGGUUAUUAGUAUCGCCCUUAUUUUGAAUCCCCAAAAUGCAGAUAUGACAAUAAAUGGAGAUAUCCUCACAUAUGCAUAUAAACUUUUAAAAAGAAAUGAAGAAGGGACAAAUAAAAAGUUUUUCUUAUACUUUGGUCAUAGCACAAAUAAAGAAAAAGGUAGCUUAGUUGCAGAAUCGAAGAAUUUAUUUAAAACAAUUGAAAUUAUAAAAUCAAGAUAUCAUUUGAAAGAUGAAUCUUUUAUUAACAGAAUAUAUAACAAAAUACAGAAGAAGAAAAUCCAUAUUCCAGAUAGAUGUUCCUUAUCUUAUUCUACAUUACUAAAUGAUUUUAAAAAUGCAAAGAAGAAUCUAUUUGAAUUGCUUGAAACGGAAUUUGUAAAUCAUAGCAAGGUUGAUAAGGUCUAUUCUAAUUAUAUCAAAUACUUGAAUGAUGUAAAGGGACGAACCAUUGAAUUUCUGGAAAACGGAGAAUAUGAUUUCUAUUGUAAAUUUAUUGAUGAAAUGCAAGAAGAAGAAGAAAUAAACAUUAGGUAUGAAUCCUACCUACUAAGCAACCCAAUCACAUUUAAUGAAAAAAAAGAAGAAAAAGAAACAAACCAAGGGAGUACACCAAUACAAAGGGAAGAUUUAAAAAAAAGUUUGGACAAUAUAUUUUUAAACAAUCAAAUUAUUUGUGAAGAAACAAAAGAAAAAAGUGACAACAUGAAUAUGAACUUAAAUAACGAUUCUGGUACACUAAAUGAUGGAAGUUUUAGUUUACCAUCUGGAUCUAAUAACAAAAAAAAAUUUCGUGAAAAAAAAAAUGAAUAUAAAUCAUUAUCAAAAAACAGUUCUAGCAAUGUUACAAAAACUGUUGCAUCUAUUGUAAGAAAUACUUCAUCCAACAAAGAAGUUAGUACAGAAGUAGAUCUCAUGAAUAAAAAAAAAAUUCAUCCAAUUACGAAUGAUGAGAGUAUGAAAAGAGCAGAAAAUGAGUUAUUCAAAGGGAACAAUAUAUUAUAUAACGAGGGUUGCAUUAAAGGUAGGAUAGAAGAAAAGUCACUUGAUUUCCAAACAAGUGACUUACCCUUGGGAAGAAAUGAUAAAAAGGUAAUCACUACGACAAUGAAUGCCAUUUCAGGAGAUAUAUAUAAUGAAAAACAAAAGCAAAAAAAAAAAUUAAAAAAAAUAGAAAAAAUAGAAAAAAUAGAAAACCAGAUGGACUUAACAAAAACUGAAGAAGAUAAUAAAAAAAAGGAGCAUGUUUCAAUCCAAGAAGAAAACAACUCAUGGUCUAAUCAAAAGUUGGACAAUAUAAAUAAACAGGCAUGUAAUAAAACAGUUGCAUUUGAUCUUGUCGGGAAGGAAAAGGAUGCCAGAGAGGUGAAUUUAUCGGUAGAAGGAAAGACAGAAAAGACUAUAGGAAGUAACGAUAGUUUUAACGAGAUGGAGAUCGAAAUAAUAAAUGAAUUUAAUUCAUAUCUAAAUGAAGGAAUGAGCCAAGUUAACAAAAAUCAGAAUGAAUAUAAAAAUACGUUUAAAGAAUUUAACAACUCAGUUAAUGAUGGAAAUAAUGCAUUAUGGAAUAGCCUAAUUAAGAAGAGUAAUUUUUAUUCAAUUAAAGAAGAUUUUUUAAAUUAUAAUAAAUUUUUAAGGGAAAAACAAAAAGAUUCGAAAGAACAAACGUUGGGUGAUAUACUCGGUAUGAAUAAGUAUAUUGAUUUAAAAACCAAAAAAAAAUAUGUUAAUAAAAAUAGAAAAAUUAAUUCAGAUGAAUUAAAUCAUAUCAUAUACAAAUUUACGAAUAAUUUAACUCAGAACAGAAUAUUAAAAAAGGAAAGUAAAUUUUUACCAGGAAUUGAGGAAACAUCUGUUAUUCAGAAUGAGGCAUCCCUGGGAGAAGCAAAUGAAAAAGACAAAUGUCCACCCCUACGACCACUCCAAAGAAAUGAUAAUACUCGUAUAAACUCCUUUAACAAAUAUUUUACUUUCCAUGACAAUAUAUCUUAUGUGCAGGAUUCGAUAUUGAAGAAUAAUUCCAUCUUGCUUAAGGACAGCAACAUUGAGAUAUCAAUCAAUCAGCAAUACUACGGAACCAAUGGAAUCCUAAAAAUUUUCUUGAAGAACAAAAAAUUAGUUAAUUACUAUGACAUGGAUAUACAGAUAUCCAAUAAGAUUCUCUUUCCCUUGAAAUUCAAGUUUUUGAGCUACGAGAAUAUGCUAUGUGCGAAUGCUGUGAAUUGUUACGAAAUGGCCGUGAAAUGUGUACACAUGUACAAGGGAUUUCCUCUAAUUAAAAUUUCCUACAGAAUGCAAGACAUGUUCAGAAAAAGUAUAGAGUUGAGAUUACCAAUUCCAAUCAAUAAAUUUAUGAAGAACAUUAAAAUCACAAAAGAUGUUUUUGUUAAAUUUUGGAACAACGAAAAUUUUAAUAUAUAUAAAAAGGAAAAAAUUAUCAACAAAAUAGAUACAUUGGAUAAGGAAAAAAUCCUUCUGUUCUCUUCAUUGGGAAACGCAUUAAGUGUGUGCUAUAUAGAGGACAUGAUUUAUUUGACUGGUUGUUACGCUGAUAAUUCAAAUGCACUUGAGAAUUAUUUUGUUCUGGUUGGAAUAGAGAUCAUAAAAAAUAAAUUGAAGAUCAUUUGUAAAUCAAAUAAUCCCACUCUUUCUUCAGCAAUUCUAUUUUUAAUUGUGCUUAUACUUAAGAAACACAAGAGGUGA
Plasmodium gonderi is the source of this 2919-nucleotide messenger RNA. RefSeq lists its product as hypothetical. The transcript is spliced from 10 exons. NCBI's taxonomy places the organism in Eukaryota, Apicomplexa, Aconoidasida, Haemosporida, Plasmodiidae. Bases 1 to 2919 code for a protein of 972 amino acids. The record is from RefSeq and is a predicted model, not a curated record.